GAGAUGAGGGACUUGACAGCUUCUCAGUUCUCAGCAUGUCACAGGCUAGGAACUGCCUCUAAAGACCGCACACGACCUAUCCUGGUUCGCUUCGCUGACCAUCCGACAAAGACUGCAGUUUGGAGGAAGAAAACUGCCUUGAAGGGGACUCCUACGGUGUUAUCAGAGUUCCUCACACGUAGGAGGCAACAGCUUUUUAUAGAAGCACGCAAGCGGUUCGGCAUAACAAACUGUUGGACGUUGGAUGGCAACAUUUACGCCAAGCUGCCCGACGGCACACGUCGGCACAUACAUAGUGAGGGCGAUUUGGAUUGUGCCAAGCAGCCAGCGUCAGCAGCCCCAGCGAGAGAGAGCCCCGUGACUACGGAGAAGAGGAACAAGAUCGGUUCCACCGCGUCAACGCAACGCUCCAAACGCACGGUCACCAAGCAAAUCUCCGGGAAGUGAUUACCCCACAAUAGUGCGUGCUCACUUGGCUGUCUUUGGAGGUACCUUUACCCACUUUUCACAUUCUAAAAUUCAUCUCUGUUUACAUCACUCACGAACUUUUUAAUUUCACAUUUUUUCUUUCUAACCUCGUUCUUGCAAUAUCUGUCAAACAAAGUGUCAAUUAUGACAUUCUUAGCUUCGUUCGGAAAUCUACUAUUUUAAUGUUUUUUUUUUUUUUUUUCUUUCUCUAUUUUACUCUAGGUUUCUGGAACAGCAGAGUA
Messenger RNA from Ostrinia furnacalis (Asian corn borer), 710 nucleotides. RefSeq lists its product as uncharacterized. The transcript has a single exon. The record is from RefSeq and is a predicted model, not a curated record. The coding region runs from base 4 to 447 and encodes 147 amino acids. NCBI's taxonomy places the organism in Eukaryota, Metazoa, Arthropoda, Insecta, Lepidoptera, Crambidae.